Trachymyrmex septentrionalis is the source of this 1529-nucleotide messenger RNA. RefSeq lists its product as uncharacterized. The record is from RefSeq and is a predicted model, not a curated record. The transcript has 2 exons. Lineage: Eukaryota; Metazoa; Arthropoda; Insecta; Hymenoptera; Formicidae. The coding region runs from base 228 to 1211 and encodes 327 amino acids.
ACUUCGUGCGACUCCACUCACGUACUCGUUCUGUCUGGUGUCAGCGAGAGUCCAGUGGAUUGGAAUCCAGUCGUUGUCGCGCGUUUGUUUCGUUUACACCGGAUUUGUGACGAUUUAGUGUUUCAGUGCAAAUUUUGCAAAUAUAUUAAUUGAAAUUCACUUUUGCGCAAUAACAAUACAGUAUAUUCAAUAUCGUUGUGAGCUUCCUUUGUAAAUCGCUGAGAAAUAUGUGCAAAGAAUUUAGAUUACUUCUUUCAAGUGGCUUACUACUGAUAUUCUUCAGUAGUCUCGUCACUGCGACUACUUCCGAGGAAAGUUUCGAGACGGUUCAUACAAGCAACGCGGCUGUUCUAAACCGACUUGGACUGACACCUCUUCAAAUACCCGAUGGGCAUCAUAAGAAGCGAUUAGCCGGGCCUGAACCACCGGGACUCAGCUCGCAAACGCGCAUACAUCAGCCUUACAGUCGUCGUCAUGGACACCGUGACAGCCACGUUUACAUUGUGAAACUUCCGGCUAGUCCUCCGUACUACACCAUUACGAAGCCUCACAAAUCCGUCAACGACGACAAAGUCACUAAGACCGGCCCGAGUUUUCCGGUGGGAUUUCAAGGAAAUGGUAAACCUGCCAAGAUUUAUCAUUGGAAUUUACCGGUCGUAAAGAAAAUGAUGGAGAAGAAGCGCCUCCAACUGAGCCAACUAAGAAUUGACGCUAGAAAAAAGUUGGAGGAUAUGAAGAAACAGCAGCAAACAUCUACAAAAACCAUACUGAAUAAGCUUUAUCCGCUCGAUACAAGUAGCAAGAGUUACGAGUAUCGUGCCACCGACAACCAACUUCGUUUGCACCAAAAGCAACCAGUGACGAAACACAUCAGAAAUAAUGACAAGAGACUCAGCUAUUCGAAUAGCGACAACGACAAUAUUAAAUUCAAGUCGACGAAAAAGAAUAACCUUGGCAACAAGGCGUAUAGAUUAAACGAUAUGAGUGUGCACAGGAUCCACCUGAGCAACGAAUUUCACGGCUCAAGGAACACUGUGCCGAAGAUGAAAAAACACCGGAAAAAAGCUGCCACUUCAUAUUAUGCGCCAAUCGCCACUAAGACGGGUUCCACUAGCAUCCACAAAAACUUUCCCGGAAAUGGCAAACCUAAAGCUUUCUACAUUAUGGAAAAGAGUCGCAAGCCAGUAUACUAUCAUCCCCUUCUACCUUAAUCUUCGAUUGUUCGUGUAACUGUGCAUAAUCGUGUAAUAUCUUAACUGGCUUGCCUGCCUGUUAGCUUAAGUAGAUGCAUACUGUUCUGUUUGUACAGGAUCAGGAAUCGCCAUUCAAAUUGACAACGAUAAAAUGCAAAAAAAAAAAAAAGGAAGGAAGAGGGAGAAAGAAAAAGAGAGAAACAGAGACUUUCAUGCCUAUAUUGCAUAUAGUCAUUCUUAUUCAAGAUAAAUGCAUUCCGCAAACUGUUCCACUUCUGUUAAAUAUACAUCGUUAUUAUAUCUUUACUUAUAAAGGUGCAUUAAGAUAAGUAAAUA